Messenger RNA from Racocetra persica, 692 nucleotides. The record is from the annotation of a GenBank genome assembly. NCBI's taxonomy places the organism in Eukaryota, Fungi, Glomeromycota, Glomeromycetes, Diversisporales, Gigasporaceae.
GUCGAAUUCAAGAUUGUAAAAUGGGUGAAACAGACAUGUUAUCAGCGCAGUUUACCUCUGCAUAUACAUAUCUUAACAAACAUUCAAAUAUUAAGCUAUCCGAUGAAAUCAAAUUAAAGCUUUAUGGUACUUAUAAAGCUGCAACGAUUGGCACUUGUAAUACUCCAAAACCUUCUUUACUAGAUUUUAGAGGUAGAGCCAAGUGGGAUUCUUGGAAUGAAUUAGGUGAAAUUUCAAAAGAGGAGGCAAAGCAACGUUAUAUCGAUAUUUUGGAACAAGCGAAUGUUGGAUGGAGUAAAGAUCGUCUGGACAAUGAAGAAACGAAGGCUAUUCCACAAGAUAGAUGGACAUAUGUUUCCACUUUGUCAUAUGAAGAAGAGGCAGUGACAAAGUUAGUAUUAUAUACUGCAAUUGAAUUUUUGAAUCUUGAUAAUGCAGUAGAAGAUAGUAACGAUAAGCACAUGGGUCCUUGGACGACAUUCAUAAGGGACAGUAAAAAAAUUAAGAACACGCCGUUGACACCCUAUGUUGACAAGGAACUCCUUUAUAACAACCCUCUGUCCGUCGAUGGAACAAAGAUUACCGUAGAGACUGGUUUCCAAUAUGAAGUUCCAGAACUUACAGACGAGAAACUCGUGGAGAUGAUUGAAGAUUUUAAAGUUAUAGGAUGGUGGCCGAAAGAGCAAGAAGAU